UCAAAGUAAAAAUUUUACCACAUUUUAUUUACUCAUUAAUAAUGAACGAUAUAGUCAACUUGGACUUAAAUAAAGUAUGUCGCACAUGUCUUGGUAGUGCUGGAAUGAUGGGAUCAAUCUAUGACAAUGCAUCCUUGAUAUAUAUGAUAAAGUCAUGCGCUAAAGUGCAGAUACAAAAAGAUGAUGGCUUACCAUCUAAUAUCUGCCAUAUAUGUAUAGGUCAACUUUGUGCCGCUUAUAAUUUCCAACGCAUCUGUGAAAAUGCUUAUAAAACGCUUUGUAAUUACGUGAAUAAAAAAGUACCCGAUAACUCAUCAAAUUUGCUUGAAGACAAAGCAGAUGAAGUUAAUCAAUUAUUUGAUGAAACAACACAAAAGAUUUAUGCUUGUCCAGAUUGUACCCAGUGCUUUACUGAAGAAGAUGAUUUACAAAAUCAUUCAGAAAGUCAUAAUAUUAAAUUCUCUUGCAAGAUAUGCUCAAAUACAUUCGCAAACCUAGAAAAUUUAAAUAAACAUAUGGUAACACAUACUGAUACCAGAAACUUUCUUUGUUCAACUUGUGGAAAAACAUUUUUAAGAUCAAGUGAUUUAAAAAUACAUAAUAGACUACAUACAGGUGAAAAACCUUAUUGCUGUGAUAAAUGUGUGAAACAAUACAAGACCUCAUAUGAGUUAAAAGAACAUUUAAAAAGCCAUGCAAAAGAUAGACUUUGUUACAUUUGCUCAAUCUGUGGUAAAAGUUUAUUAACUAGAAAUGGCUUAUAUGUGCAUAUGAAAGUUCAUCGAGGAGAAAAAAAACAUAUCUGUCCUAUUUGUGGGUUAAAAUAUGUUACUUCUGGAUCUUUGGUACUACAUAUGAAAAUCCAUAGCCAAGAAAAGCCAUAUAAAUGCAAUUAUGCAAACUGUGAUAAAACUUUUAUUACAAAAGUAGCUUUAGUUACUCACGAAAAAUCUCACUCAGGAGAAAAGAAAUUUAAAUGCCCGCAUUGCAAUAAAGCAUUUGGUAAUUCAUCUAAUCUAAAUGCUCAUAAAAGGACACAUUCUGGCAUUAAACCUAAACAAUGCACAAUAUGUCACAAAUACUAUGGAAAUUCACAAUCUUUGAAAAAACAUUUUCGCCUACACACAGGAGAACGUCCAUAUAAAUGUAAUAUAUGCAAUGACACAUUCAUUUCAAACAGUAUACUAAAUACACAUAUUAAAGUUAAACAUAUGGAGAAACAGCAAGAAUGUCAUAUAUGCCAUAAAAGGUUUCAUUUAGCUACUGUUCUUCGAAAACAUUUACGCAUUCACAGUGGGGAGCGACCUUAUACAUGCCAAGAAUGUGGAAUGUCCUUUGGACAGAGCUCUGGAUUACAUCAACAUAUUAAGAGCCAUAAACAAGGAUUAUAUAAAAAUGUAAAUAAAACUAAUAUUAUUCAUGAUAAUGGUGAUAUCAUACUCCAGAAUAUAAUGCCAGCAUUUAUCUAA
Molecule: messenger RNA, 1469 nt
Organism: Ctenocephalides felis (cat flea)
Lineage: Eukaryota; Metazoa; Arthropoda; Insecta; Siphonaptera; Pulicidae
Product: zinc finger protein 501-like
Exons: 4
Coding region: 42-1469 (475 amino acids)
Biological process (GO): regulation of transcription by RNA polymerase II
Cellular component (GO): nucleus
Molecular function (GO): DNA-binding transcription factor activity; RNA polymerase II cis-regulatory region sequence-specific DNA binding; zinc ion binding
Source: RefSeq, a predicted model, not a curated record